Messenger RNA from Varroa destructor (honeybee mite), 967 nucleotides. Its product is annotated as diphthine--ammonia ligase. Gene Ontology annotation, biological process: protein histidyl modification to diphthamide. NCBI's taxonomy places the organism in Eukaryota, Metazoa, Arthropoda, Arachnida, Mesostigmata, Varroidae. The record is from RefSeq and is a predicted model, not a curated record. Gene Ontology annotation, molecular function: diphthine-ammonia ligase activity.
GUUUAAAACGUUUAUGUGCCAUUACUACUCCGUGCUUCGUUCAAGUUGGAGAGAACACCAGCUACUUAAUUUCUUGACAAUAUAGUGAGCCGCAAUAAACUUUGAUCAAUUUUACUAGUCACGAUGAACAGCUGAUAUGGAAAAGCAGGCUCCAAGUUUGUCUUAAAACUAAGAAAAGUGUCAGGAUAACAAUGAGGGUUGUGGCCCUGGUGUCCGGUGGGAAGGACAGCUGUUUCAAUAUGAUGCAAUGCGUGAAGAACGGACAUGAGAUCGUGGCCCUGGCAAACCUAACAGGAGGUGAAGGAAAGGAAGAGCUUGACAGUUACAUGUACCAGACCGUCGGGACAAGUGCUCUUCAUGUGUAUGCCGAAGCAAUGAAUCUGCCGCUGUUCCAGGAGACGAUUACUGGUAUCCCACGAGAUACUCGAAUGGAGUAUACCCCGUCUGAAAAUGAUGAAGUAGAAGACUUGUUUCGAUUGCUGAGUAAAGUUCGCGAACAAGUCAAGUUUGACGCGAUAUCCGUUGGAGCGAUCUUUUCAGACUACCAGCGCAUCCGAUGUGAAAAUGUAUGCGCACGCCUAGGUCUAAAAAUGUUGGCAUAUCUGUGGCACCGUGAACAAACUGCCCUUCUUCAGGAUAUGGUAGAUUCAGGUCUGCAUGCAAUUAUUAUUAAGACAGCUGCUAUGGGUCUUCUGCCACGUCAUCUGGGCCUAACUCUCAACGAGAUCCUUCCUGAAAUGCUGAAGCUCAAGGAAAAGUACGACCUAAACGUAUGUGGCGAAGGAGGCGAAUUUGAGAGUUUCACACUCGAUUGUCCACUGUUCAAAAAGAGAAUUAUUCUCGACAGCCUAGAAACUGUGAUACACUCAGACGAUGCUUUUUCACCAGUGGCUUACUUACGUUUGAAAAAACUUCAUCUAGAAAAUAAAUAAUAAACAGAUAAUAAAGAUGUAUGUGCAAAAAACGU